This is a messenger RNA of Parathielavia appendiculata, 1846 nucleotides long. Its product is annotated as nucleic acid-binding protein. The transcript has a single exon. NCBI's taxonomy places the organism in Eukaryota, Fungi, Ascomycota, Sordariomycetes, Sordariales, Chaetomiaceae. Bases 288 to 1496 code for a protein of 402 amino acids. The record is from RefSeq and is a predicted model, not a curated record. Gene Ontology annotation, molecular function: tRNA binding; tyrosine-tRNA ligase activity. Gene Ontology annotation, cellular component: methionyl glutamyl tRNA synthetase complex.
CCGAGAUCUCCCAUCCCUUACGAGCCGCGCCGAGUCAACUUGCCCCGCAUUUUCAUCAAAAUUGUUCCGAAGCUUCACCCCACCAUCAUCAACAAAGACAAGCUUCCCGCCGCCGAGUUUCUUUCUGCACUUCGAUAAUUGCCUGUCUUCGGCAUCUGGCCAAAUCCGCCAAGCUGUUCCCACUCCGAGCCGCCGCACGCCCCGCAGCAGCCCUGCGAAGCGUCUCUCCGUUCCUCCCAGUGUCGAUCCGACCGUUGAACACCAUCUCGCUGCCCAACCCACGCAUCAUGGCUGCCCUCGACGCCCAAAAGUACACUCCCGCCGAGGAGUCCGAGAUCCAGUCGUGGCUCGACAAGGCGACUACGCUCAAGGUGGCCGCCUCGGAUGCCCUCCUUGACACCCUCAAUGCCGACCUGGCCUCCCGCACCACCGCGCUCGGCACCAAGCCCAGCAAGGCCGACGUCGCCCUGUACGAGUCGCUCGCCCCGCUCGUCAAGGCCUGGACCCCCGAGCAGCGGACCGGCGAGAAGGGCCGGCCUAACAUUGUGCGCCUAGUCGACUUCGUCCAAAACAGCCCGCUGUUUGGUCUCAGCGCGGCUGACGCCGACAAGGUGCAGGUCGAUGCCGACGAGAUCCUCUACGUCAAACCCCCCGUCGAUGCCAAGGCCGAGAAGGAGCGACUAAAGAAGGAGAAGGCCGCCGCUGCUGCCGCUGCCGUUGGUGGAGACAAGGCGCUCGUGGACCGGACAAAGGAGGCCGCCGCUGCCGUGGCGGAAAAGGCCGUCGAGGUGAAGGACAAGGUCGUCGAGGCUGUCGCCGGCGAGGGCGGUAAGCAGAAGCAGAAGAAGGAGAAGAAGGAGCGGGCGCCCAAGCAGCCCGCGCCUCCGCCGGCACCCGCCGUCAUGUCACCCUGCCUGAUCGACCUGCGCGUCGGCCACAUCCUUAAGGCGAUCAAGCACCCGGAGGCCGACUCGCUGUACGUGUCGACCAUCGCCAUGGGCGACGCGCCGGGCACCGAGGACACGUCCGAGUACGAGGGGCAGGUGGUGCGGACAGUGUGCUCGGGCCUCAACGGGCUGGUGCCGCUCGAGGAGAUGCAGGGCCGCAAGGUGGUGGUGGUAGCCAACCUCAAGCCAGUCAAGAUGCGCGGCAUCAAGUCAUGCGCCAUGGUGCUCGCCGCGUCGCCCAAGCCCAAGGAGGGCGGCGAGGACGACCACAAGGGCCCCGUCGAGCUGGUCAACCCGCCCGCCGAAGCCAAGGCCGGCGAGCGCGUCUACUUUGAGGGGUGGCAGGGCGAACCGGAGAAGGUGCUCAACCCGAAGAAGAAGAUUUGGGAGACGUUUCAGCCGGGCUUUACGACCACGGAUGCGCUCGAGGUGGCGUUUGAUGCUGGGGUUGUCGAGGCACUGGAGGGCAAGACUGGGUUGGGCAAGCUGGUGACGGCGAGCGGGGGUGUGUGCAAAGUGGCCAGCUUGAAGGGUGCCCAGGUGCGGUGAUAGCAUUCAAGAUGUCAUGUUUAAGAUGUCAUGUGUAGAGAGAUACCAAGGGUACGACAUGUUCACCAGAGGGUGGGUAAAUGUCAAGCAAAAUAGAGUUGUUAAUGAAGCCAUCGAAGGCAACUGAACAGAGGCAGAGACACUUAUUUCCUUUUCCGACUCCUUACCUCUACCUUCCCUACCUACUCUUACCCAAUGAUUAGCGUCGCCGUCGGCGUCAGGAUGCCGCCAGGAGUGGUCUUGCACCCAGUCGUGACGGUGUAAGUCUCGGUGGGAAUAACGCAACCCGUCGUGCAGGUUGGGCACUGCUUCUUGGUUACGGUCUUCGUCGGCGUGCGCGGGCAGCAGUC